UAUGUAGUGAUCAGAGAGUAAAAAAAUAACCUUACCUUAUGUAGAAUUUGCAGACAUUCACUUUAGGAUUCAAAGACAGUCGCAAGUAGAGGAUUAUCAUUAGCAAAAACCUGCUUUAGCUGAAUCAAUUUGUCGAUAAUAUUGACUUACAAAUAAUGUGGUGCACUUUCUUGUUUUUUGCUAGAUAAAGGCACAAUGCAAGGAGGAAUCAAAGCAAUCUUCUUCUCGAAUGGUAGCCUUCUAAAGAAUGCCAUUCUUCGCCAUGUCCGAGUAGCUCCACCAGCCAUGAGGACUCUGAUUUUCGCACGCCACGAGUCAACCUCAACGGCCCGUAUCGAAGAGCACGGUUUCGAAAGCACCACAAUUUCUGAUGUUCUAAAAGCCAAAGGGAAAGGCGCAGAUGGUUCUUGGCUCUGGUGCACGACUGAUGACAGCGUGUAUGAAGCCGUGAAAUCGAUGACUCAGCACAAUGUUGGAGCUCUGGUGGUGGUUAAACCAGGGGAGGAAAAGUCGAUUGCAGGAAUUAUCACUGAAAGAGAUUACCUCCGGAAAAUAAUUGUCCAGGGAAGGUCAUCCAAGUCAACAAAGGUUGGGGACAUCAUGACUGAAGAGAACAAACUUAUUACGGUCACACCAGACACUAAAGUCUUGAAAGCAAUGCAGCUGAUGACUGAUAACCGUAUAAGGCACAUUCCCAUCAUAAACGAAGGGGAGAUGAUUGGGAUGGUGUCCAUUGGUGAUGUGGUUCGUGCAGUUGUGAACGAGCAUCGAGAUGAACUGAACCGUCUGAAUGCUUUUAUCCAAGGAGGUUACUGAAUAGAAAAACCGAUGAUGACGAUAAGCAAACAAGCUAAUGACUUUCGAGU
Molecule: messenger RNA, 866 nt
Organism: Striga asiatica
Lineage: Eukaryota; Viridiplantae; Streptophyta; Magnoliopsida; Lamiales; Orobanchaceae
Source: the annotation of a GenBank genome assembly